ACAACUGCUGACCGACGGAUACCUACAGAGAGCUGAUACAGAAACAGGCAGGAAGAUGGAGAAGACCAAGAGCAAAUCCUUUUCUUACUACUGGAGGAACAACAAGAAGAGCCGAGAUCUUCUGUUGAGAUCCAGAAAGCUGCGGCUGGUUCCUUCACAGAUGACACGAUUGUUCGGAGACAGUGCAGUUCGGUUGGCAUUGCAAAAUGCCAGGAUGGCUCCUCUGCUGCCCCCUGUUGGUACGGAGGUGUUCAGGCCAUUCACAUUGGCCUCACUGGAAGAGAUUUUGCGUCGACAAAAAGCUGAGCAGGAGACGAAACAGAAGAAGGAAAAGAGCACAGAGAUAGCAGAGGAAGACCUCCCAAAACCAUCCCGUGACCUAGAGGCUGGAAAACCCCUCCCCUUCAUCUUUGGAGAUCCACCUCCUGAGUUACUCAACACCCCACUGGAGGAACUGGAUCCCUUCUACCAAUCGCAAAAGACGUUCAUCGUCUUAAGUAAAGGAAACAUCAUCUACAGGUUUAACACUGAGCCGGCCUGUUACAUACUGAGCCCCUUAAACCUGCUGAGACAAAUCGCCAUCAAGAUCCUGAUUCACUCUUUGUUCAGUUUUUUCAUCAUGGUGACCAUUUUGACAAACUGUGUGUUCAUGACGAUGAGUGAAGCUCCAGCCUGGAGCAAGAAUGUAGAAUAUGUCUUCACAGCCAUCUACACAUUUGAAGCUGCCAUCAAAGUUUUGUCUCGAGGUUUCUGUGUGGGACAGUUCACCUUUCUCAGAGAUCCAUGGAAUUGGCUGGACUUCAUGGUCAUCACCAUGGCGUAUUUGACAGAGUUUGUCGAUUUGGGAAAUCUUUCUGCUUUGAGGACAUUCAGAGUUCUGCGGGCUUUGAAGACCAUCACUGUGAUUCCAGGUUUGAAGACGAUUGUUGGAGCUCUCAUCCAGUCAGUGAAGAAACUCGGAGAUGUGAUGAUCCUGACCAUGUUCUGCCUCAGCGUCUUUGCUCUGAUUGGUCUGCAGCUUUUCAUGGGAAACCUGAAGCAAAAAUGUAUCCGAUGGCCACCACUGGCACUAAACAACCUAACAUCCAACGGUUACAAUGGCAAUGACACGGGAAUUCCUGGUGUGGAUUGGCUGGAGUACAUCAAUAACGCUGACAAUUAUUACUUCUUGAAUGGUCAAGUUGAUGCUCUGGUGUGUGGAAAUGGCUCUGAUGCUGGAGUCUGUCCAAAUGGAUAUAUGUGUAUGAAGGCGGGAGAAAACCCAAACUAUGGUUACACCAACUACGACACCUUUGCCUGGGCUUUUCUGGCUCUGUUCAGACUGAUGACUCAGGACUUUUGGGAAAACCUCUUUCAGCUGACUCUGAGAGCAGUAGGAAAAACCUACAUGAUCUUCUUUGUGGUCAUCAUCUUUCUUGGCUCAUUUUAUCUCAUUAAUCUCAUCCUGGCGGUAGUCGCCAUGGCGUACGCCGAGCAGAACAAUGCAACCAUCACAGAGGCAAAGCAAAAAGAGGAAGAGUACGCCCAGAUCCUGGAGGUGCUGAAGAAACGGGAUGAGGAGGCAGCGAGCAACAUGGUGAAGAAUUCAUCUGCUGAAACCCAAAACCAUGAGCAUGAACACACUGCAGUGGAAGACUACGCGGAUGACCAGAGACCAUGUCCUCCAUGUUGGUACAGCUUCGCUAACCUCUUCUUGAAGUGGAACUGUUGUCCCUGUUGGCGUUGGACCAAACAGUGGCUGUACACCAUCAUCAUGGAUCCGUUUGCUGAUCUCGCGAUUAUAAUUUGCAUCAUCCUCAACACGGUCUUCAUGGCCAUGGAGCACUAUCCCAUGACAGCUGAAUUUCAACAUGUGUUAAGCACCGGAAACCUGGUCUUCACUGGGAUCUUCACAGCUGAGAUGGUGCUGAAGUUGCUCGCCAUGGACCCUUACCACUAUUUCCAGGUGGGGUGGAACAUCUUUGACAGUAUUAUAGUGACCAUGAGCCUUGUUGAACUGGGACUGGCAGAUGUUGAAGGUCUUUCUGUGCUGCGUACCUUCAGAUUGAUGCGAGUGUUUAAGCUGGCCAAGUCGUGGCCAACCCUCAACUCUCUGAUAAAAAUUAUUGGGAACUCUGUUGGUGCCCUGGGAAACCUGACACUGGUUCUGGCCAUCAUUGUCUUCAUCUUUGCUGUGGUGGGAAUGCAGCUGUUUGGGAAGAACUACAAAGAUUGUGUCUGCCGCAUCUCAUCUGACUGCGCGCUUCCUCGCUGGCACAUGAACGACUUUUUCCAUGCGUUCCUCAUUAUCUUUCGGGUGCUGUGUGGAGAAUGGAUUGAGACCAUGUGGGACUGUAUGGAGGUCUCAGGACAAGCCUUGUGUCUGAUUGUCUACAUGAUGGUCCUGGUCAUUGGGAACCUGGUGGUCCUAAAUCUGUUCUUAGCCUUGUUGCUGAGUUCAUUCAGUGGUGAUACUCUGGCUGCUCCAGAAGAUGAAGGAGAGAACAAUCUGCAGAUUGCUGUAAACCGUAUCAAAAGGGCUGUCAACUGGAUUAGCAUCUGGAUACACAAACAUGUUCGGUGCUGGAUGGGGAAGGAGAACCAUACCAACUCGGACACCACUGCAACCAAAGGUGAGGAAGAGAACAAGAAGGAACAUGUGGCCUUGACUUUUAUAACCACUGACCAACCGGCAUCAAAGGUCAACAUUGUCAGCAGCAACUACCACAACAUUAUGUCAUUGAAAGUCCCAAUUGCUGAGGCUGAGUCUGACUUUGAGACACCUGACAAUGAAGAAGAUGAAGAAGAGAAGACCUCCCAACACUCCCAAUGUGAGGAAAAGUCCUCAAAGUGCAGCACAGUGCAAAAUCUCCCUGACGUUCAUGAAGAUAUUGAUGAAGGUGGACCUGAAGAUUGCUGCACUGAGAAGUGUUACAGACGGUGUCCCUGCCUGGACAUAGACACGUCUCAUGGCAGAGGGAAGACCUGGUCUAACUUCAGGAGAGCAUGUUUCUCCAUAGUAGAACACAAUUACUUUGAGACGUUCAUUAUCUUCAUGAUCCUGCUGAGCAGCGGAGCGCUGGCAUUUGAAGACAUCUACCUGGAGCAGCGUCGAAUCAUAAAGACCAUCUUGGAGUAUGCCGACCAAAUCUUCACCUUUGUGUUUGUGCUGGAGAUGGUUCUUAAGUGGUUUGCCUAUGGCUUCAAGACCUACUUCACCAAUGCUUGGUGCUGGCUGGACUUCUUGAUUGUAGAUGUGUCCCUGGUGUCUCUGACAGCCAACAUCCUGGGAUUCUCUGAGCUGGGACCCAUUAAGUCUCUGAGGACAUUGAGAGCUUUGAGGCCUCUCAGGGCUCUGUCUCGUUUUGAAGGCAUGAGGGUGGUGGUGAACGCUCUGGUUGGAGCAAUCCCAUCCAUCUUUAACGUGCUGCUCGUCUGUCUGAUCUUCUGGCUGAUUUUCAGCAUCAUGGGAGUGAAUCUGUUUGCUGGCAAAUUCUACAGCUGCAUUAAUGAGACUUCAGGGGAACUGUUAUCCUCUGACAUAGUCAACAACAAAACAGACUGCAUGAAUCUGAUCUUCAGCAACUUCUCUGAGGUCCGCUGGGUGAACCUGAAGAUCAACUAUGACAAUGUGGGGAUGGGCUACCUUUCAUUGCUGCAAGUGGCAACCUUUAAAGGCUGGAUGGAGAUCAUGUACAGAGCUGUGGACUCCAGAGAGGUGGAGUCGCAACCAGUAUACGAGGCCAAUCUCUAUAUGUACCUGUACUUUGUCUGCUUCAUCAUUUUUGGCUCAUUCUUCACUCUGAACCUCUUCAUUGGAGUCAUCAUUGACAACUUCAACCAGCAGAAAGCAAAGUUGGGAGGAACUGAUAUCUUCAUGACAGAGGAGCAGAAGAAAUAUUACAACGCCAUGAAGAAACUGGGAUCAAAGACACCACAGAAGCCGGUUCCACGACCUCAGAAUAAGUGCCAGGCUCUGGUCUUUGACCUGGUAACCCAACAGGGUUUUGACAUCUUCAUUAUGGUUUUGAUUUGCCUGAAUAUGGUGGCCAUGAUGGUGGAGACUGAUGAGCAGAGUGAAGAGAAAGAAUUUAUCCUAUUCUGGAUCAACCUGGUCUUCAUCGUCCUCUUCACUGUUGAGUGCAUUUUGAAGCUCUUUGCACUCAGGCGGCACUUCUUCACCGUCGGCUGGAACAUUUUCGACUUUGUGGUCGUCAUCCUUUCUAUCUUAGGCUUAUUUCUGGCCGAUGUGAUUGAGAAAUAUUUUGUUUCACCCACUCUCUUUCGUGUGGUCCGUCUGGCUCGCAUUGGCCGUGUCCUUCGUCUGAUUCGUGGGGCAAAGGGCAUCCGGACCCUGCUCUUCGCCCUGAUGAUGUCCCUUCCUGCCCUCUUCAACAUCGGCCUCCUCCUCUUCCUCAUCAUGUUCAUCUACUCCAUCUUUGGGAUGUCAAAUUUUGCAUAUGUCAAAAAGGAGGGCAUGAUGGAUGACAUGUUCAACUUUGAGAAUUUUGGCAACAGUAUGAUCUGCCUCUUCACCAUCACUACUUCGGCGGGGUGGGACGGCCUACUUAGCCCCAUCAUGAACAUGCCACCAGACUGUGACCCACACGUGGAAAAUCCUGGAACAUUGGUCAGAGGGAACUGCGGAAGCCCUGCUGUGGGCAUUGUCUUCUUCACCACGUACAUCAUCAUGUCCUUCCUGGUGGUGGUCAACAUGUACAUUGCCAUCAUUCUGGAGAACUUUAAUGUUGCAACAGAGGAAAGCAGUGAGCCGCUAAGCGAGGAUGACUUUGAGAUGUUCUAUGAAACUUGGGAGAAGUUUGACCCUGAUGCUACACAUUUUAUACAGUACAGCAUGUUAUCGGAGUUCUGUGACACCCUCCAAGAUCCUCUGAAGAUUCCCAAACCAAACACCAUCAGACUAAUCCACAUGGACCUGCCAUUGGUUCCUGGAGACAAAAUCCACUGUCUGGACAUCCUGCUGGCACUCACAUCACAGGUGCUGGGUGAUUGUGAGUCAGGACAGAUGGAUGCUCUGAAAGCCAGCAUGGAGGAGAAGUUCAUGGCCAACAACCCCUCAGAGGUAUCAUAUGAACCAAUCAGCAGCACCCUGCGGAGGAAACAAGAAGAGGUGGCAGCAUCAGUCAUUCAGAGGGCCUACAGGAAACAUCUCUUGAAACGGACCAUCCACUUGGCAUCCUAUAAACACAGAGAGAAGACAGAGGAUGAAUGUCCACCAGAAACAGUAGGUCUGCUCUGCACACGCAUGGAUCAGCUAUACGGAGAGAAGGAGGAGGCUGACAGCCGAGAGCAUCCUGCUGUCCAGGUGGAGCUUCAGAAUGAAAUAGUUCUCCAUGCUGCUCCUCCACUCGAUGCUUCUGACAUCCUACCCGAUGAUGACCUGAGAGAGUCCAACAUCUGAAGUCACACCAUGAUGUCAACCUCUCAUUUCUUCCUUACUAACCUGUAACAAGGACUAACCACUCUCAUGGUGUAAGAUGAGCUUCUUGCUAAACUGCACAAGAUGGUCCGAGAACUCAGGUGACUGAGUCUGAUGAGGACAACACUGUCAAUAACUCUGAGCUGCUUUAGUCGAAGGAUGAAGAUUUUGGAGUUGAUCUUCUUCAUGGAGACUUCAGUGUGGAUGUUAGCUGAAAAAAUCAUUUCCAUUUUUUUGAUUCAAGUUUAUUCUUCAACAGGCAGUUCAAAGGUCAGCUGAUGACUGUUCCAGGUCAUGCUCCUAAAAAAAGGUUUACAAAAAGUAUGAAUGUGGAACAGUAAACAGAGAUGUGUGUUGAAAGGUCUCUUCACUCAUGAAAGAGUGAUCUGCCAAAAUAUUUUAUUCUUGCAUCCAAUUCCUUUAUAAGUUUAACGAGUUUAAAAGUUUUCCUUUGAUCAGCACUUAUUCCUCACAGCAAGAACAUCCUAGGUUGACUUCCAUCGGUGUCCAGGUUCCUCCAGUGUAUGAAUGGGCCUCCUGCCUCCACAAAGGAAUCAGUACCUAUGCAAGGCCAGUCACAAAGUCAAGAAACCUGGUGCAGAGGCCACCAGUAUUCUUGCCAACAUGAGUGUCUACAGAACGAAGAUAUGGUUGGGGGUAAAACCGGACUCUCCAGGAAACUGAGCAGGAAGAGGCUAGCACUACAACCUUUUCCAGAGUGGGACAAAAUAAUCUUCCAAGUCCAUUGGGAUAAUACUUGGAGGUGCAGGAUUUGGUUGUCUUGAGAGAUGUUGUUUGUCUUCACAACAACAGCAUGUGCACACGCAGCCCAGCUGCAAACGGCUGGAACGUGCGUAAAUAGUUAAAGUAGUUGAUAAAAUGUUCUUUCCACUAUUGUUUCUGUAUGACAACAUUGCUUUUCGUCCCACACAUGGAUGAGUCAUCAGUGAUACAAGGAUGUUAUGUUCAGCUCAUCUGAGCUUUAGUUAUUGAUCCUUUUAGAUAGCGACAACAUUCAUGCAAGACGUCGGACUUGGGAGGUUGGAAGAAGUUGGACAAAAGUAAAACGGAACGCUGACAUUACAGAAACUAUGCAAAUGAUAAGAAACCAUCGAGACAGACAGCAAAACAAAAUGCGGACAAAUUGAGGUUGUCAUCGGGAUUCGUUCACAUUUUUCAACAGUUUGAAAAUUCUGAUGAAGCGCCAGCUGCAGGAACGAAUCUUGACAAUGGUUAAAUGAUGUCAAUGUAAGUCAAUGCAAAUCCACAUUUCUUGUUUCAUUUGGGCUUUGUUGUCCUUUGUUGCUGUGUGACUGGUGCUUUACCAGAUUCAAUCAUUCACAGCUGACUCCUACCAUGGGAGGUGCGUAACAUCCUGACAGGAGGACCAUCCUGCAACAGCUUAAAGUAGAGAGCCCAACAGGACAGUACCUCAGAAUAGUGUUAAUUUUGUCACCUGUUUUAAAUUUAAGCCCCCGUCACACAUAGCAAGAAUGUGGAGGAGCAUUCCGGCACGGCAAAUAUUGCCAUAAUCCGACGCAGUCGGGAGGAAAAGAAGCGUGGCCAGCCGUGGUCCGAAUGCAUCUGGACUGCCUCGUGCACACCUGCAGGAUGCAGCCCAAACAUAUUUCAGACAACAGUCAGAUGACACAGACUUCUGUCAGACAGUACCAACAUUGGAGCUGACACUCACCCACUCAUUCACCCACCCAAUCAAAUCUGUGCUCAUCCUCAGAUUCCCAGCGCUAAACUGACCUCACAUCAGUGUGUGUCUCACAUGAUGGAGCGUGCACGUGUACGUGCAUAGAACAGGU
Molecule: messenger RNA, 7233 nt
Organism: Thalassophryne amazonica
Lineage: Eukaryota; Metazoa; Chordata; Actinopteri; Batrachoidiformes; Batrachoididae
Gene: scn4ab
Product: sodium channel, voltage-gated, type IV, alpha, b
Biological process (GO): neuronal action potential; membrane depolarization during action potential; sodium ion transmembrane transport
Cellular component (GO): voltage-gated sodium channel complex; axon; plasma membrane
Molecular function (GO): voltage-gated sodium channel activity
Source: RefSeq, a predicted model, not a curated record